Eupeodes corollae is the source of this 1189-nucleotide messenger RNA. RefSeq names its product histone H4-like. Bases 50 to 670 code for a protein of 206 amino acids. Gene Ontology annotation, biological process: nucleosome assembly. Gene Ontology annotation, molecular function: protein heterodimerization activity; structural constituent of chromatin; DNA binding. NCBI's taxonomy places the organism in Eukaryota, Metazoa, Arthropoda, Insecta, Diptera, Syrphidae. The record is from RefSeq and is a predicted model, not a curated record. Gene Ontology annotation, cellular component: nucleosome. The transcript is spliced from 2 exons.
UGCAGUUCUCUAGUUCAGUUUAAGUGUUUUUUUAAUUAAAUAAAUAAAAAUGACUGGUCGUGGUAAAGGAGGAAAAGGUUUGGGCAAAGGCGGAGCUAAGCGGCAUCGUAAGGUAUUGCGUGAUAACAUUCAAGGAAUCACGAAACCAGCAAUUCGUCGAUUGGCUCGUCGUGGAGGUGUAAAACGUAUUUCUGGUUUGAUUUACGAAGAAACACGUGGAGUGUUGAAAGUUUUUCUGGAAAAUGUUAUCCGAGAUGCCGUUACUUACACCGAACACGCUAAGCGUAAGACAGUUACAGCUAUGGAUGUAGUUUACGCUUUGAAGAGACAAGGGCGUACUCUUUACGGUUUCGGAGGUAUGACUGGUCGUGGUAAAGGAGGAAAAGGUUUGGGCAAAGGCGGAGCUAAGCGGCAUCGUAAGGUAUUGCGUGAUAACAUUCAAGGAAUCACGAAACCAGCAAUUCGUCGAUUGGCUCGUCGUGGAGGUGUAAAACGUAUUUCUGGUUUGAUUUACGAAGAAACACGUGGAGUGUUGAAAGUUUUUCUGGAAAAUGUUAUCCGAGAUGCCGUUACUUACACCGAACACGCUAAGCGUAAGACAGUUACAGCUAUGGAUGUAGUUUACGCUUUGAAGAGACAAGGGCGUACUCUUUACGGUUUCGGAGGUUAAGAAUUUUAUUCGAAACAAACAAUCGGUCCUUUUCAGGACCACAAUUAAAUAUAAAAGAGAUUGAAAAUAGAAAUCAUACACCGUUGACGAACAAAAUACCUAAUUUUUUUUCAUUUGCCAAUGAAUAUAUGUAUGUAUAUACUAAAUACCUGAUGAUUAUCAAAAAAAAUUAUUUUGCUAAUUUACUUACUUUUUUGUACCAAAAUAUUUUUUUUGAAAUGGAAACAUAAAAUAAAAUUCCUUUUUGUGAAAAAUUUUUUUUUUUGCUUUAGUCGCAAAAACAUAUUUUAUUCCUUGUAUUAUUCUUUUUUCGAAAUGGAAACAAAAAUUAAAUAAAAUUCCUUUUUCUGAAAUUUUUUUUGUUGCUUUGCAUAUUUUAUUCUUUUUUCCGUAGAAAAAAUUUUUUUUUUGCUGCUUUACGGAUUGGAUACGAACAAAUAUUUCUUUUUCCAAAGGAAGAAAAAACAUUUGUUUGUUGCUUUCUUUUUCUUCGUACGAGAAUAUUUUAGAAUAUAUACA